ACGUGAUUUCUAUUUUAAGCUUACAGUCACAUGACAGUCAGGAAAACUGUCAAGCUCGUUUAUUAAAUGCAACGAACUUAAACAUGAAGUUAAUUUUUGUAGCGUUUUUUAUUCUUUCCAUAGGGAAAGUUUGCGAUGCAGAUGCAAACGGCGGAGCAAAUUGUGCAACAUGUGAUGUUAUUAUGGGGUUGGUCGAGCAGACGUCAGCAAUUCACAAUGAGUCCCUGAUCCAGUCGUUGGAACGCCUGUGCAAGCUUCUACCUGACCAGUUUGAAAAGCCGUGUCUAGUGUUUGCUGAUUACAUUGGUCCAAUACUGUUUGUCAUAGUAGAAGACAAGGAUACGCCAGACGUGAUAUGCCACAAGCUGGGCUUCUGUACCUCAACGAAGGGCCACCCCCAGUGUACUUUGUUCCCACUGAACUCUAAUAAAAAACUUCGUCACUUUUCUGAGGACCCUAUUCUGAAGCAGAAGGUGUUGUUGAAAAAACUCAAUAUGCCAAAGAUUGGUGCCAACAUUUGUGACUUACCUGGUAUCAAAGAAAUAUGUGCAUGGAUAAAUGCAAUCUUCAACAACCAUGAGCCAGCUGUUGAUCUUGAUGGUGACAAGCACAGUCCCUAUGAAACGCUACGUGGAUAUUCAUGGCGAGGGAAGGAUUGCGAUGACAAAGAUCGCAGCAUGCAUGCAGGUGCCAGAACAUUAAACGAUGAUGUCAAUAGGGACUCCAACUGCAAUGGCAUCAUGGGCACUGACCCUGUUACCAAGCAACCAUACGAGACAACCUUCUGUGAGGGGUCUGAACCUAGGGGAGUAGCCGUGCUGGGGGAUUCCAUCAGCGCACAUUUCCACCUGCCAAGGGAGUGGUUCAACUCCACUGAACUCUCUGAGGGUGUGUUUGAAGGCUUGCCAUAUAUCGGAGAAAAUGAACUGGAUUGGCCAGCCUUCUCCUAUGCCACAGGUUUCAUGAACGCUACUGACCCCCUAGACAAGGUGCUUCAUGGCAAGACAGACUCAAUCUACUUCAGACUGUGGCAGAGAAACAGGUGUAACUUCAAGGACUACCAGAACAUUGCCGUCAAUGGUGCCGCUGCCGAAGGCAUGGUGAAACAUAUACAGCAAAGUCUCUAUAGAAACAAGACUGGUGACUAUCCCCUCAUUGUGAUAUAUGCCCUUGUUGGAAACGAUGUCUGCAACGGUCACCCAGACACAAUUGAUCACAUGACGAAACCAGAGGAUAUGCGAAAGUACGCUCUGCAAACCCUGGACUUUCUGGAUAGUGUAUUGCCAUCAGGCAGUUAUGUUUUCCUGACAGGAUUGGCAGAUGGCCGCGUACUGUAUAACAGUCUGCAUGAUCGUGUACAUCCGAUUGGUGCACUGCGUAAUGAUGUCACUUACGCUCACUUCUAUGACUACUUCAACUGUUUGGAGAUUUCGCCAUGCACUGGUUGGAUGAACACCAAUGAAACACUUCGAGACCUCACUACCCAGCGUGCUAACGAACUGAGCGAUGUUCUGGUUGACAUAUCAAACAACACUUACAAGAACUUCAAGCUGUGGUAUAAUACAAACCCCAUCAAUACAGUGAUACAAGAGUGGACCGCCAAGGGACUGCCCACCUGGCAACUGCUCGAACCCGUGGAUGGUUUCCAUGCCAACCAGAUUGGCAAUGCAGAAGUGGCCAGGGUGGUGUGGGAGCAGAUGGAGAAUCAGUGGCCAGAGGUCAUUGGAAAAGUCAACCCCUUCAACGACAAGAUUGAGGACAUCUUUGGCGAUCAGGGGGGUUACAGAUAGGAGCCCAUUUUGUCUGGCUUCCAUGAAAUUAACAAGGGCAUUUAGGGAUCGAAAUAUCGAACAUCAUGUACACAACACUAGUUUAAACCUCAACACAAGAUACGCUGCAAACACCGCAGCAGAUAUGCCGUUCUUUAUUAUGUAAUUUAUCUUGCAUAUAUACACAUAGAUAAUGCGAUAAGUUUCAUUCCAUUGAAUAGAACAAUUGUACUAGUUAUAUAUAUUAUUUGUUUCUCUAUUCUCUUUCGCAUAUUCAUGUAGAUAAUGCCAAUAAUUACAUUCCAUAUGGUAGAACAAUUGUAGUAGUUUUUGUUAAUAUUUAUGUCUUAAUAUUUAAUUUGCUUGUGAAGAGUGCUGAAACUAGGAACAAACUCUGUUUCAACAUUCAAACAUGUCAUCCUCAGCUGUGAUAUUAUUAUAUGAUGUAGAAAUCAUUAGAUUAAAUUUAAAUAAAAUAUAUUUAGUCGU
Messenger RNA from Dreissena polymorpha, 2258 nucleotides. RefSeq names its product acyloxyacyl hydrolase-like. NCBI's taxonomy places the organism in Eukaryota, Metazoa, Mollusca, Bivalvia, Myida, Dreissenidae. The record is from RefSeq and is a predicted model, not a curated record. Gene Ontology annotation, biological process: negative regulation of inflammatory response; lipopolysaccharide catabolic process. The coding region runs from base 84 to 1790 and encodes 568 amino acids. The transcript has 19 exons. Gene Ontology annotation, molecular function: calcium ion binding; acyloxyacyl hydrolase activity.